AUGGUUCGCGUUUCUGUUUUGAACGACUGCUUGAACAAUAUUGUCAAUGCCGAGCGCAGGGGGAAGCGUCAGGUCCUCAUCCGACCUUCAUCGAAAGUCAUUGUGAAGUUCUUGAGUGUGAUGCAGCGCCACGGUUACAUCGGCGAAUUUGAGAUCGUGGAUGACCACCGUUCGGGCAAGAUCGUCAUCCAGCUAAACGGGCGGCUGAACAAAACGGGUGUCAUAUCACCUAGGUUCAACAUUCAGGUAUCGCAGAUUGAGACAUGGGUCAACUUGCUUCUCCCUUCUCGUGGGUUUGGCUACAUUAUUCUCACGACGUCGUCUGGCAUCUUGGACCACGAGGAGGCACGUCGUAAGAACGUCGGUGGCAAGAUUCUCGGCUACGUCUAUUAG
Molecule: messenger RNA, 393 nt
Organism: Sparassis crispa
Lineage: Eukaryota; Fungi; Basidiomycota; Agaricomycetes; Polyporales; Sparassidaceae
Product: 40S ribosomal protein
Exons: 5
Coding region: 1-393 (130 amino acids)
Biological process (GO): translation
Cellular component (GO): ribosome; cytosolic small ribosomal subunit
Molecular function (GO): structural constituent of ribosome
Source: RefSeq, a predicted model, not a curated record